Messenger RNA from Paramuricea clavata, 603 nucleotides. Lineage: Eukaryota; Metazoa; Cnidaria; Anthozoa; Malacalcyonacea; Plexauridae. The record is from the annotation of a GenBank genome assembly.
AUGGCCGACGAAGAAGAUACCAAACUGAAUCGACUUACAACCAAUCGUUCUCGAAGUGGCGACCAGAACGAGUCAUUUCAACAAGUAAGCAAAACAGCGAAUGUAUCCGGAAAAUAUACUGAUAACUGUUUUAACUGUGGUAGCAACUAUUUUCCAGGUCACAAACAAGUUUGCCCAGCACAAGGAAAAUCAUGUCGUUCGUGUGGAAAGCUCAACCAUUUUGCCAAAGUUUGCCGCAGUUCCCCAAUGAGAAACCAAGAAUUUCGUGCACAAAACCGGGAAAAAUCGAAUGAAAUCGAAAACUCUAUUAAAGCAAUCAUAACAACGCCAAGAGAAACCGGAACUGGAAGUUCGGCGAAUGACGACAGCGACGAAUACACCUUCACCUUGACCCAAGGUCAAUUCAAGUUCAGACCAACGAAGGUAACCAAAACAAACAAGGGUGUUUUCGUGACGGCAAAAAUAAACGAAACGGAUAUAAGAUUAGUUCUUGACUCUGGUGCAACAACAAAUAUUUUAGAUUCUGCAAGUUUUGAAUGUCGACCAAUAAACCUAAGGGGUCCGGGACAGUAUAUGUCCCCUCGUUUCUACUAUCAAAUGUGA